CUUCAUUUUUAAUAAUGGGUGAAAGAAUACUAGUACCAUUGGUGCUUUUGUUCAAUUUUUUGUUGUCUGCAGUAGCACAAGAUGUUACCAAUGAUUUUAGAGCCCUAGAGUCUCUAAGGGAUUCCUGGCAGAGCACAACUCCUAGUUGGGUGGGUUCAGAUCCUUGCAAUGGUUGGGAUGGCAUUAAGUGCAAAAACUCACGUGUAAUUUCCAUAUCAUUACCAGGCACUGGUUUGACAGGCCAGCUUUCAGGAGAUAUUGGAUCACUUUCUGAAUUGGAGACUCUGGAUCUCUCAUACAAUAGGGACCUAACAGGACCACUUCCACAAGAAAUUGGAAAUUUGAAGAAGCUAUCAAAAUUAAUUCUUGUUGGUUGUGGUUUUACUGGUCCUAUUCCAGAUGAAAUAGGAUCCCUACAACAGCUUGUUUUCUUAUCUUUAAACUCCAACUACUUUGUUGGACCAAUUCCCCCAUCUAUUGGCAAUUUAUCAAAUCUUAUUUGGCUAGAUUUAACUGAUAAUCAGCUUGAUGGAUCCAUCCCAGUAUCUAGUCGAUCUACUCCUGGUCUUGAUAUGCUACUCACUACAAAGCACUUUCAUCUUGGGAAGAAUAAGCUCUCAGGGGAAAUUCCUUCUCAACUUUUUAGCUCAAAAAUGACUCUGAUACAUGUGAUUUUUGAGAGCAAUCAACUAAUUGGCAGCAUUCCAGAAACGCUUGGACUUGUUAAGAGUCUGGUGGUGGUGCGCUUGGAAAAGAAUUCAUUAGAUGGAUAUGUGCCUCAGAACCUCAACAACCUUACGAAUGUUACAGACCUGUUGUUGUCCAACAAUAAGCUGCAAGGUUCCCUGCCAAACCUUACAGGGAUGAACUCCCUAGAAUACUUGGAUUUGAGCAACAAUAACUUUGAUCCGUCAGGUUUUCCACCAUGGCUUUCAAAUAUGAAGAACUUAAGGACAUUGCUGAUGGAAAGUGUGAACCUUUAUGGGAAAAUUCCUGUUCCUUUGUUUAGUCUUGCCUAUUUGGAAAAUGUUGUGCUAAAAAGCAACAAACUUGAUGGAACCUUGGAUAUUGGCACCAACUACAGCAAACAACUGCAACUUAUUGACCUGCAAUCAAAUUCAAUUGAAGACUUCAAGCAACAAAAUGAAUUCCCCAAUAUCACGAUAAUACUUGUGUACAACCCAAUUUGUGAUGAAACAGGAGCUACUGGGACUUACUGCACCAAGCAAAAUACCUUAGAUACAAAACAACAGAAGAACUGUCUGGCUGACAUUUGCAGUUCAAAUCAGAUUCUCAGUCCCAAGUGCAAAUGCGCAUAUCCAUAUACAGGAACUUUAACUUUCAGAUCACCUUCUUUGUUUGCCUGGAGAAAUAAAUCUUCCUUGGAGGAAGAUCUUUUCCAUGCUUUUCAAUCCCUUCACCUACCAGUGGAUUCAGUUUCUUUAAUCAUUCCUCCUGAAGAUCCAUUUCAAUCUUUUGAGUUUAUCAUACAAAUCUUCCCAUUAGGCCAAGAUCAUUUCAACCAGCAAGAAAUUUCUAGUAUAAGCUCUUUGCUUGGCAACCUAAGUACUAAUAGACCAUAUACUUUUGUUACUGAAAACCAAGGACCUAAGGAGUCGAGUAACUCAUCAAACAUUGCCUUAAUUAUUGUUGCGGCUAUUGGUGGUUCUUCUUUCCUGCUAGUGUUAUUACUAGCAGGUGUUUAUGCUUUCCGCCAGAAGAGAAGGGCUGAAAGAGCAAUUUCUCUAAGCAAUCCUUUUGGAAACUGGGAUCCAAAUAAAAGCAACUGCGGCAUCCCUCAGUUAAAAGCAACAAGGCAGUUCUCUUUUAAAGAACUUAAGAAAUACACAAACAACUUUUCACAAGCCAAUGAUAUUGGAUCAGGGGGUUAUGGAAAGGUUUACCGUGGAACUCUUCCCUGUGGGCAACUGAUAGCCAUAAAACGAGCUCAAAAAGGAUCAAAGCAGGGGGUGCUAGAAUUUAAAGCUGAGAUUGAACUCCUUUCAAGGGUCCACCACAAGAAUGUGGUAAGCCUUGUGGGAUUCUGCUUUGAACGAGAAGAACAAAUGCUGGUUUACGAGUUUGUUCCAAAUGGAACUUUGAAGGAUUUCAUCUCAGGGACAUCAGGAUAUGUAUUGGGCUGGAGUAGAAGGCUAAAAGUAGCACUUGGUGCUGCUUGGGGUUUGGCUUAUCUUCAUGGACAUGCCAAUCCUCCUAUUAUACACAGGGAUAUCAAAUCAAACAACAUUCUGUUGGAUGAGAACUUUAAUGCAAAAGUCGCUGAUUUUGGUCUCUCCAAGUCUAUCUUAGAUUGUGAAAAAGAUCAUGUCACCACUCAAGUUAAAGGAACAAUGGGCUACUUGGAUCCGGAUUAUUAUUCUAGUCAGCAGUUGACUGAAAAGAGCGAUGUUUAUAGUUUUGGAGUGAUAAUGCUGGAGCUGAUAACUGCAAAAAAGCCAAUAGAGCGAGGGAAAUACAUUGUGAAAGUGGUCAGGAAUGCAAUUGAUAAGACAAAAGACUUUUAUGGUCUUCAUGAACUUAUUGACCCAACCAUCGGUUCAGGAUCAACAAUGAAAGGUUUUGAGAAGUUUGUGGACCUUGCAAUGAAGUGUGUUGAAGAGUCAGGAGCUGACAGGCCUACAAUGAGUGAUGUGGUUAAAGAAAUUGAAGACAUGUUGCAGUCUGCUGGUUUGAACUCAACAUCUGAACCAGAAGUAUCUACUUCAUCUAUUUAUAAAUGUUAUGAGGUAAGUAUGGGGAGUCCCCACCAUCCUUACAGCAAUGAGUCCUUUGAUUCAAGUACAGAACAUUUGCAUCCAAAAAAUGAGCCUAGUUAAGUCUUCUUCUCAAGAUAGAAGUCAAGAGAAGCUCAUUUAUCAAGCAUUUCUUGGCCAAAACACAGCAAAGUUGAAGUAGAAGAGUUUAUAGCUGUUAACUCACGAGUAAAAAUGGUCCACAUUUCCUUGACUGUCAUUUUUUUUUUCUAUGUUUCUGUAUAAAGCAGUGUAUUGUAUGCCGAAUAUCAGUUUUGAUAUAGAAUUUGUAGAACGUAAACGGUUAUGUUUUUCAUGACAUUAUUUUGUUAUAAAUUUCAAUAUAUGCUUGGUAUCUAGUGGUACUA
Messenger RNA from Gastrolobium bilobum, 3121 nucleotides. RefSeq names its product leucine-rich repeat receptor protein kinase HPCA1-like. Gene Ontology annotation, molecular function: protein binding; protein kinase activity; ATP binding. The transcript is spliced from 19 exons. The record is from RefSeq and is a predicted model, not a curated record. Bases 15 to 2837 code for a protein of 940 amino acids. Gene Ontology annotation, biological process: protein phosphorylation. Lineage: Eukaryota; Viridiplantae; Streptophyta; Magnoliopsida; Fabales; Fabaceae.